CUCUCCUCUCUCUGCUGCAGCGGCCAUGCUGCUGUCCGCCGUCUGUCUCGGUGCAUCCCGGUCCUCCGCCGGUGUAGCCUGCCUGCUGCCGCUGCGUCCCUGUAUCCCGGGUUAGCGGAGCGGCCUGGACCGGGUCUGCUCGGUCGUACCGGUGCAGUCCGCCUGGGGCCCCCGGAUCCACGGGAACAGACCGGAACACGGCACCGGGGGAAGAGGAGAAAGCCUCCAUAGCAACAAACCGGUUUCACGGCAUUAUUGUGAUGGAGGGAUGUUAAGGACGCUGGUAGACAAAGUGUGACCGGGACAAACCCCCCGAAGUGAACCGGAUUACAAGGACUACACCCCAGCUGGACUGCUGAGACUCAACGUGCUUGUACCAGGUCUACACAACAAUGCACCGGGUUUAAAGCCGGAACCGUGAGGUUACAGCUGGGUUACUGCGACUGCAGGAAGGUUACUGUGAGGACACGGCCAAAUAAGAAAGUAGAGAGUUGACGUUUGUUGGUGAAACCGUGGAGUUUGUGGCUAUAAUGUUACUGAAAUCUAUACGUUCUGCAUGUCCAUGACCUAUACAUUACGGUGAUCUUUUUUAUUAGGAUUGUACCGAAAUUACAAAGACUUUAAGUCAGUUUAAAUUGACUACGUUCAGGACCAGAACCAGGUAACCAAAAAGUCAAGUUUCAAGGUUUACCCACAUUUUUACUGGUUCUUCAGUAAGGCCAGAGCGUAGAGCGAUAUUUGGACCACAGCUGAAUUUUGAGAAUCUAAAACCACAUUUGAAGGACUACAACCUCAAAGGGUUACAAAGCUACUGGUUCUACAUCUCUGUUUUUGGGAAAACUACUUUAUACUGGGUCUACAAGCAAGUCAAGUUUACAGCACAAACAUCUUAUCAGGACUACAAACUAGAUAAGCAAGAAACGUGGUAACCAGAAUAAAAGUCCUGUUUCUCGCUGUUGGAGGAUGAGUCUUAUGUAGCAGGGACUCUGUUGAACGCUACUGGACCAGUAUUCACAAUGUCUCUGAGUAAGACCCUCGAGCUGGAGCACUUUGACGAACGCGACAAGGUUCGCCGGGGACGCUCCACCAGGGCCAAGAGAGAUGACUCCACGAGCAGUGGUGGAGGUGGGGGUUCUGGCCCCAGCUCCAGGGGCAGCAGCCUGGUUCCUAGCCCUGCCCACAGCGCCAACUGCAGCUACUACCGGACCCGAACCCUGCAGGCGCUCACUUCGGAGAAACGGGCCAAAAAGGUCAGGUUCUACCGCAAUGGAGACCGGUACUUCAAGGGUCUGGUGUACGCCGUUUCCAGUGACCGCUUUCGUUCCUACGACGCACUGUUGAUGGAGCUGACGCGCUCGUUGGCGGAUAACCUGCAUCUGCCGCAAGGGGUGCGCACAAUCUACACUAUAGAUGGCAGCAAGAAGAUCAGCAGUAUGGACGAGCUGGUGGAAGGUGAGUGCUACGUCUGUGCCUCCAACGAGCCUUACCGAAAGGUCGACUACACCAAGAUCUCCAUCCCGAGCUGGAAGCCCGGAGCCAGCGCUGGGACCGGCCAGGCGGGCUCCCCCCGGUCCACCACGGUGUCCACCGGGGUGUCGGCGAGCACCGCCACCCCCUCCAAAGAUCGCCCUGAAGUUCGAGAGGGCAGGGAGAGCAAAGACUUCAUCAAGCCCAAGCUGGUGACGGUGAUCCGCAGCGGCGUGAAGCCUCGCAAGGCGGUGAGGAUCCUGCUGAACAAGAAGACGGCGCAUUCCUUCGAACAAGUUCUGGCCGACAUCACCGAGGCCAUCAAGCUGGACUCUGGGGCCGUGAAGAGGCUCUACACGCUGGAUGGGAAACAGCUGACUUGUCUGCAGGAUUUUUUCGGCGAUGACGAUGUGUUCAUGGCGUGUGGGCCGGAGAAGUUUCGUUACGCUCAGGACGACUUUGUGCUCACACACAGCAGCAAAACACAGCCCUUUUUGAAUGAAUGCAGGGCCAAAGUGUCUCGCUCCGCUGCCCCUCAGAAAACUACAACUCCCAAGACUCCCAGCAGCUCCGGGUUGUCGUCCUCUAAGACUCCACCCAAAGGCCCGGCCAGAACUAAGUCUCCUGCCCCAGCCAAUGAGGGCUCAGGAUCACAGUCAGCGGGGAAGUCGGCCAGGUCCAGCCCCUCCCCCACCAGCCCCGGGACUCGACGCAGCCUCAAGGUCUCUCCUCAUCGUGCAUCUUCCACCGAUGUGAAUGGAGAGACCGAGCAGUCAGACGACACCACUGUUGAAGUGAACGGCAAUCGAUCGGUUUCUUCCUCCAUCAUCAACGAUAAGUACAAAGUUGGCAAAGUGAUCGGAGAUGGAAACUUUGCCGUGGUGAAGGAGUGUGUGGAGAGGUCGACGGGACAAGAGUACGCCCUGAAGAUCAUCGACAAAGCUCGCUGCUGUGGGAAGGAGCAUCUGAUAGAGAACGAGGUGGCGGUGCUGCGGAGGGUUCGGCAUCCGAGCAUCAUCCAGUUAAUCGAGGUGGAUGAAACGCCCUCUCAGCUGUUCCUGGUCAUGGAGCUCGUCAAGGGCGGCGACCUGUUCGACGCCAUCACCUCCUCCACAAAGUACAGCGAGCGUGACGCCAGCGCCAUGGUGUUCAACCUGGCAGGAGCCAUCAAGUACCUGCACCGGAUGAACAUCGUCCACCGAGACAUCAAACCAGAGAACCUGCUGGUGUGCGAGUAUCCGGACGGCACGAAGUCGCUGAAGCUGGGGGACUUCGGUUUGGCGACAGUAGUGGAGGGACCGCUCUACACCGUGUGCGGCACGCCGACGUACGUUGCCCCGGAGAUCAUCGCCGAGACCGGCUAUGGUCUGAAGGUGGAUAUCUGGGCAGCUGGAGUGAUCACCUACAUCCUGCUGUGUGGGUUCCCUCCAUUCAGAAGUGAGAAUAAUGUGCAGGAGGAGUUGUUUGAUCAGAUCCUCAGAGGGAAGCUGGAGUUUCCAUCUCCAGACUGGGACACCAUCAGCCUGCCUGCAAAGAUGCUGAUUAGUCAGAUGCUGCAGGUGAACGUGGAUGCUCGUUUCACGGCCGAGGAGGUCCUAUCACACCCCUGGGUGACGGACGAGGCUCCCGUCGACUCUGCGACUGUGAGCAGCACCGAAGACCCGACCAGCGCAGAAACACUGGAACCAGAGCAGGAGUCACCAGUACUGGAAACCAAACAGGUUCCCUCUCCUCUGGUCUAAAACACAAACCCCUCUCAUCAACUGGAAACUGAACACAACACACUGGUUUAAUUUGAACGUUUCCUCCACCUCUGGUCAAGAACUCACUCCUUGAAACCAGUUCCCGUUUUUUUUUUUUUUUGUUGUUGUCAAUAAAAACUAGAUUUCUAGUUUCAGAGUUCCCUCACUGCCAGUCCAGAACACAUCCUGUUUCGUCUUUUGGAAACCAAAUGACCCUCUGAAAGUCCACCACCAUCCAGUCUAGGAUAGCACAUGUUUUCACCUACUGGACCGAUCUGGUCUAGAACUGUUAUGUACCGGAAACCAAACAAGGUCCCACGUAUCUGGUGCAGAACCUGCCCGGUUUCAAUUACUGGAAACCAAACAAGGUCCCUUGCCUCUGGUCUGGAACAUGCCCCACUUCUACAGAAAACCAAACGAGUUCCUGCCCCUCUGGUCCAGAACCAGUCCUCUUUCCUCUACCGGAAACCAAACAAGUUCCCGCAUUUCUGGUCCAGAACCAGUCCUGUUUCAACCACUGGAAACCAAACAAGUUCCCGCAUUUCUGGUCCAGAACCAGACCUCUUUCUGCUACUGGAAACCAAACAAGUUCCCACAUUUCUGGUCCAGAACCAGUCCUGUUUCAACCACUGGAAACCAAACAAGUUCCCGCAUUUCUGGACCAGAACCAGUCCUCUUUCCUCUACUGGAAACCAAACAAGUUCCCACAUUUCUGGUCCAGAACCAGUCCUGUUUCAAUCACUGGAAACCAAACAAGUUCCCACAUUUCUGGUCCAGAACCAGUCCUGUUUCAACCACUGGAAACCAAACAAGUUCCCUGACCUCUGGUCUAGAACCAGUCCUCUUUCCUCUACUGGAAACCAAACAAGUUCCCGCAUUUCUGGUCCAGAACCAGUCCUGUUUCAACCACUGGAAACCAAACAAGUUCCCUGACCUCUGGUCUAGAACCAGUCCUCUUUCCUUUACUGGAAACCAAACAAGUUCCUGCAUUUCUGGUCCAGAACCAUUCCUGUUUCAACCACUGGAAAACAACAAGUUCCCACACCUCUGGUCUAGAACCAGUCCUGUUUCAAUCACUGGAAACCAAACAAGGUCCCUUGCCUCUGGUCUGGAACAUGCCCCACUUCUACAGAAAACCAAACAAGUUCCUGCCCCUCUGGUCCAGAGUAGAUCCAGUAUGUUUUACUGGAAACCAAACAAACUCCCACACCUCUGGUCCAGAACCAGUCCUCUUUCUUCUACUGGAAACCAAACAAGUUCCCACAUUUCUGGUCUAGAACCAGUCCUGUUUCAACCACUGGAAACCCAACAAGUUCCCUCACCUCUGGUCUAGAACUUGUCCUUUUCCACAGUCUUGAUUGACUUGAAACCCAAUAUGUUCCCUUGGAGCCAGUCUAUAAUUGUUUUGUUGCUUCUACUCAACAAUCGAAUUUCCGUUUUGCCUGCUAGAAACUGAACAGGUCUCAUGAACUCUGGUCUGGGAUACAGGCUAUUUGCUGGAAGUUCCCCAGUAUUAUUUCAAAUUAAACCUGGAAACUGUCCUCAGCUUUCAUCUAGAACAGCAUUUAAUCUACCCAAGACUUUCACAAGUCCUGUCUCUGCUGCUGUACUGGAAAGUAUUUACUUCCUCUUUGAUGAGCUCCAUUAAACCUCUAUCAUAUGUCCAUUUAGAUCUGUAAGAAGAGUCCCAUUUUGUUUUGGCUAGACGCUAAUGAAGUCACCUCACUGCUGCUUGAAGGAUAUAUACCAUAUCAACACUGGAACACCAUGAAGGUGCUAUUAGACUGAUUCACCACCUAGUGUCUCAUGGGACUGGAGCAUUUCCUGAAAACAGCCAUUACCUCCGGUCUGAAUGACACUUAAUUCUGGAGGCUCUGAAAAAAAAGGCCUCAACCCAUUUUCAUUGGGAUAUACACAAUGGUUCAUUUACAAAACACUCCCUCUGGUUUAGGGAUUAUUUUCUCUGUAGUCCCUGCCUCUUGGCGACCAGGAUGUCUUCCAUUAAUACUGGGAAACGUCCCAUUUCUCCUGCCUUUACCCUCCAGCUCUCCUUCUGCUGGCCUGAAGGACGUUUCUCAUUCCUCCUAUGUGGCGCCCAUCAGUCCAAGGAGGUAUUCGAGUACUGUGCCUGUUUACGCUGCUGAUCAAUUCCUCUUAAUAUCCUAAACCUUUCCUCCCCAAGUUCAUCUCCUCAGAACCUAGCACUUGCUAUUUACUAUAUUUACACGAGGCUAAUUGUUUUCAGUUUUUACCAAUUGUUGAGUUAUUGGCACAAAUACAGUUGGAUGAGAAAGUCUAUUACGUUCUAUUGUCUCUACAUUAAGUUUGGAUUGACUAGCUUAGCCUAAAGACAGAAAACUGGGGAAACAGCUAGCCCAGCUCUAAACCAAUAAAGAUCACUUGCUUAACAUUUUAACAUUUAAUUUUAUUAGUUAAACCGAUACACAAGAAAAACAGUACAGCAUAUUAAUCUUCAUUAAACCACAAACAAGAUACAAUGGUUUAAUAAUAAUUCAUCUUUAGACAUGUUUUUGAACCAUGUUUCAGGCUAGCUGUUUCCCCCUGCUUCCAGUCUUUAUGCUAAGCUAGGCUAAUCAGCUCCAGGAUGCGAUCUUUAGUCCAAAUUGUUUUCUGAUUCUCAAAGACACUAGUAGAGAGAUGAUGCAAAUGGAUCGUUUAUAAAAGAACGAUUGCUUUAUAAAUGUUAUUUUUAAGACCUGAUCUCCACUUUGAGUUAUACAUUUUUUUCAAACCAGAAACCAAAAAAAAAAAAAGAGUCCAUAGAUUCAUUUAUGAAAAAUAAAAACUGAAAACAAUGAGCUUUCGACUUCACUGAAGGACAAACUCUAUGACCCAACUCCCGUCCUUCACCCGUCCCCCACGCUUCGUACUGUAUCUCAAAUUAACUCCAAACCUCAACGUUUCAAAAACUGUUUCAACAACCUUUUGAGGUUCCUACCUGCAGUAUGACCGGUCCAAACUCUGACCUCCUACCUGCAGUUAACGGAGGAUAAAAUAUGUUGUAAAUACUGUAAAUACCACUCUGUCUGUUGGUGUCUGUCUGUGUGAGUCAGUUGUGAAGUAGGGAAACAGUAGCAGUUUGAAAAAAAUAAAAAUACUACAGUUAAAAGAAAUAAUCUCAUAGUCAUAGACAUGAUGUGUGAGCACCCUGAAAAAACCUUGUUUUUCCCAAAGAGACACUGUAUCUUGAUAAAGAAAAGAUUUUCCACAUUGAUAUGGAGACAUUUUCACAUUGUGAAAUAUAUUUUCAAAAGUUAGUUAUUGACUCAAUUAAAAAACAGGCAGAAAAAGAACAAGACUCAAGGUUUCUGAAGGGUGUUGACGAACUGUAACGAAAGAGUUCUUACCUUAAAGCCGAGUUCAAGAUCGAUCGAGUAGCAACAAAUAACCGGACGGCGACAGAUCUCUUUCUAUACACGUUCAUGUGUCUGUGACAUCGUGGGUCAUCCACCAAUCAUAUCGCUCCAUCCACACAUCCAUCAUGCUGUCUGUUGAUAUUACUGGUCAUUAGAGUCACUGAGGAUGAAGGAAAGGUGUAUGUGUGUGUGUAAAUAAGUGUGACUGUGGGUAUUUCGUUUUCCACAUUGUAAUGUUUAAACUUAAAAUCACGUGGAAAUGGGAAAAAUAUGAGGUUCCAUUUGUGCAUUUUGUGUGUGUGUGUGUGUGUGUGUGCAUUAAGGGAAAGGGGUCAGUACUUUUAAAACUUGAAACGAAACAUCAGUCGUCAUCUGGAUAAAUGCGUUGACCUGAUGCAGUGUUAUGACCUUACCACGACCUUUCCGUGGCCUUUACCUUUGGCCCGAGCCACUGAUUAAGAAUUUGGCAGGAUGAGCUGCUGAGGUCGCGUCGCAGAGCGUCUGAUGGGUUCUUGAGGGGGAACUUCAAAAACGCACAGGGUUUCAAAGAGUUUUCGAAGAACCAAAUGAAUUCUGUCAAAGAUAAUUUUAAAAACUAAAAAGAUUAAUCACGGACGUUCACAAAUUACCGUUGUCUUGGUCAGAUUUACAUUACUAACCAGCUCAAACGGCAGCAUCACAUUCAGCUUCACCUGGCUUUGUGUUUUUGUGUAAUUGUAGACAGUGAGAAUGAAAACGUAGAUUAUAGUGCUAAAUAUCAAUAUCAGUUGUCAUUCGACAUAAGGAAACCAAUCAUCUUAAAGUCCGUUCUAACACUACUUUCCAACACUAAUGAAGUAUUUAAUACGUCGAUAACAAGUUAGCUCUACUCCACGCCUCACUAUUGAAUUACCGUUGACCCUCGAGGAAACCUGAACUGCAGCCAAACUCUUGUAAUCAGUGGCUUGGCCUUUGACCUUCUAUGCCUGCUAUGAACCCAGUAGUCUUAAUUCUUUUCUCUUUGCUUUAUACCAAACCAAAAGGAGCCUUCUGUUGAUACUGUUAGUGGUGCAGCAACACCAGGGUCAAUGAGCGGCUGAAAUCUGCUCAGUUUAUAUCAUUUUGAGUCUAAUUUGUGAUUGUUCUCUCUGCCAUUAAUGCGCAGUUUACUACAAACAGUACAGUCUUACUGUCUGCAGUAGUAUUGAAGAACCAUAUUGGUGGAUUUGCAUGUUCCAAAAAGGUUUUAGACUGGCGUUGGACUCGUGUUUUUGGUUCGUUUCUUGCAAAAACUCGGUUGAAUUCAUCACUACAAGUCAAUCACAUAACGUUAAUAUUGUUUGUUAAAGUUCCAACUUCUAAUAUCUGCACGUUUUUACAAACUGUGGAGUCAGAAAAAUCAAUCAAACCCAGAAGAGGAACAGGUUCGACAGUCAGCUACUGAAUCUAAAAUAUCCAUGAAUGAGUUUCCGUUAAUGCAGUUCGCAAACGAUAUCAACAAAGAUUGUUUAUCAGGAUUACUAGACAAAAGAAACGUUCCUCUUAUCGUCCAGAUUGUCGGUGCUUUUCAUUGUCUCAGAGUUUCUCAUCUGACCUCGUCUCUCUGUAUUUUUCAGUGAGCUGUUGUUCGUUCCUGAACAGACGUUAACGGAUCGUUUCAGAGACGACGCGUCAAAGACUCAAAGUAACUGAGUAGAUUUCAGAGUGAUUUGACUCAGGGUUGCUGUAGUUAUUCGGCCCUUUGCGUGUGUGUUUUUAUUAACUGCAAUGUGUGUGUGUGUGUGUGUGUGUGUGUGUGAUCAUUUCACAUCAUGCCUCAUUUUCGUCAGAAACUGAUUUUUUUUUUAAUUAAGUGCAGUAGACAAAUUAGGAUUUUGAACCAACCUGUGCUGGUUUUCCUAAAAGAAAUCUCAGAUUCUGAGGUUUAUCAAUGUUUAUUAAUUUAAAGACAAUCCAUUAUCUGGAAUGACAAGACUGAACUUUGAACCUGGAAGCUACAAACCAGAAAAAAAACAUUUGCUGUGUAAAAAGUUAUUUCUUUACAGCUCAAAGUUUCACUGUGAGUAUUUUCAAAUCUAAAUUAAAGCUCAGCUGUCGGUGUUUUUCUGUGAGAUUCUUUUUAGGAAAACUAGUCCUGGCUUGAAGUGGAAGGACACGUGAGAGCAACAGUGUUUUGAGGACAUGUUGUAGACAUGUUUUAAUGCUAACAAUGAUCUGUAAUGUGAUGUGUGUUGAUAUGAAACAUGUAUGUUUGUUGGGAUCAGGGCGUGGGCAUUUGGAGAAAAGAAAACACCCUGAUUUGUAUCAAGAAAAGAUGAAUUCAACUGUGAAAAUAAAACUGAUGCAGUGGCAUCAUGUUAUCCCA
Seriola aureovittata is the source of this 8930-nucleotide messenger RNA. Its product is annotated as serine/threonine-protein kinase DCLK2-like. Gene Ontology annotation, molecular function: ATP binding; protein kinase activity. The transcript has 16 exons. The record is from RefSeq and is a predicted model, not a curated record. Lineage: Eukaryota; Metazoa; Chordata; Actinopteri; Carangiformes; Carangidae. Gene Ontology annotation, biological process: protein phosphorylation; intracellular signal transduction. The coding region runs from base 1017 to 3209 and encodes 730 amino acids. Gene Ontology annotation, cellular component: microtubule cytoskeleton.